Cladophialophora psammophila CBS 110553 is the source of this 1296-nucleotide messenger RNA. Its product is annotated as GTP cyclohydrolase II. The coding region runs from base 1 to 1296 and encodes 431 amino acids. Gene Ontology annotation, biological process: riboflavin biosynthetic process. The transcript has a single exon. The record is from RefSeq and is a predicted model, not a curated record. Gene Ontology annotation, molecular function: GTP cyclohydrolase II activity. Lineage: Eukaryota; Fungi; Ascomycota; Eurotiomycetes; Chaetothyriales; Herpotrichiellaceae.
AUGGCUCGCCCCACCGACGACCUUCCCUCACAUGCUUCACCCGUCAUAUCGCCCGUCCCUCGGCCUUCAUCCGCGUACUUGGGUGGCUGGUCCGAUCUCGACGACAAUGCUUCCCCUACGCCUGGGCUACCAAACAACUUGAUAUCCCCUGCAUUCACUCCGCCUGCUACUCCAGGAGCCGGAACCCCUUCCCGCCAUCUCCAGUCCGAGCCCAAGUCCAUUCCCGUCGACACAUCCGUCGACGACCCCUCAACAAAGCAACCCCGCUUGCUCGAGAGACUACCGCACGUAGAAUGCCUGGUCCGGGCACGGAUACCCACGACCUCGGGGGCCGAGAUGUUUCUGCAUUUAUAUCAGAAUGAUUCAGACAACAAGGAACACUUGGCGAUUGUCUUCGGCAAUAAUAUACGCAGUCGGAGUCUGGAUGCCGAGAUGCCCGGGGAAACGGAGAUGGAUCGCAUGAUUCGUGGCGCUUAUGUCGGAAGAUUGAGACCAGGCCGAACGAGUUCGAGAAUCGAUGCUCCUGAGCAGAGUAAGAGGCCACUCAACAAGCGGCACAGGAGUGGCUCGGCGUUGAAGAACGUGACGACGGUGCCAGAGGACGGUGUUGCCGAGACUGCACCAUCAGAGGGCGCUGUUAAGGCCACGGGCACUUCUCAAGAUGUUCAAAACUUGGAGUCGCCCCAUCAUCCCAUCGCUAGCCUGGGUGGUGUCCUCGAGAACAUACAACUGAUCACCCAUUCACUCGGUAAACCACCUCUCGUCCGAAUCCACUCAGAAUGCUAUACAGGCGAAACAGCCUGGUCCGCUCGCUGCGACUGUGGCGAACAGCUCGACGAGGCCGCCCGAUUAAUGUCCCUGCCAGGCUCUACCGGCGGUGUCAUAGUUUAUCUCCGCCAAGAGGGACGAGGAAUUGGUCUCGCGUCGAAACUCAAGGCGUACAAUCUGCAGGAUUUGGGGAAUGACACAGUUGAAGCAAAUUUAUUGCUCAGACAUCCGGCCGAUGCCAGAACUUACGGACUUGCUACUGCAAUUCUGCAAGAUCUCGGACUUGGCACCGACAGUGAUGCGCAAAAACCCGAGGCAGAGAGAGGCAUCAGGCUUCUCACCAACAACCCGGAUAAAGUGCGAGCUGUUGAAGGGCCCAGUAAGGAGGUAAGAGUCAAGGAAAGGGUACCCAUGAUCCCUCUUGCAUGGAGGACGGCUGGCGCAAAGGGUGUCAGAGGCGCGGAGAUUGAGAAAUAUCUCGAGACCAAGAUUGGGAGAAUGGGACAUAUGAUUCACGAAGAGUACUAG